UCGGCAGGGAUCAGAGCAUCUCUAACAAUAACCUUAAUCAGAACCUCCUGACCCGUACCAGAACCUCCUGACCCGUACCAGAACCUCCUGACCCGUCUGUUUGCUGCCAGAAUGCGUGGUGAUGCCAUCGGAGGAGCAGAGCUGCGUCAGCGUGAAGCUGCAGAGCAGAGACAGAUCUUCCUCCCAGCUCUUCUUCGUCCACAGAGAGGCGCCGCUGAGCUACGUGUUCUCCCAGUACCUGUCGCGGCUCCCCGCCGGCGCCCGCAGGUCGGUCCAGUUCCACUUCGACGGCUCCAAGGUGGCGGGCAGCCAGACGGCGGCGCAGCUGGAGCUGGAGGACGGAGACAUCAUCGAAGUUUGGACCUGAAGCUUCGCCGCUGGCUCGGUUCUGUCGGGCUCGGAAACCAUCAAACCCUCUGGAGUCCAGUUGGUUGGUCAACAGGUUCCGACUCCACAGCUGCUUUGUAUUUGAUUCUAAGGAUAAUAUUGAAGUUACUGGACGGGUUCUGGUCUUUCUGCAGAACCACAAAUUUACCAGAUUGUGUUAAUAAAUAAAGAUUAGAGAAUGAAACAUUUUCACUGAAUAUUAUUUCAUUCACUUCUUGUGCCUAAACUGUAGCUCCUCGGCUGUUGCCAUGGUUACCAGGGCUGCUCCAGCUGGGGACAUCCCGCUAAUGGCUCAUAGCAGAGCUAAUUAUUAGCUUAGCAUUUUUGCUAACUUUAGAAACGUUUAGCUAGCUUAACUUCCCCUAAGUUAAUUUUUCCAGGAAAAUGUUCAAGCUUUAAUUUUCUUGGCUGUUUUGUAAAUUUUUAGUUGACUAAAGUUCAAAAUCUGUCAAAGUUUUGGUUCAUUCUUCAAAUAAAUGUUUAUAUUCAUGCUCUUA
This is a messenger RNA of Xiphophorus couchianus (Monterrey platyfish), 884 nucleotides long. It is a transcript of the gene nfatc2ip, whose product is annotated as nuclear factor of activated T cells 2 interacting protein. The transcript has 2 exons. Gene Ontology annotation, biological process: positive regulation of transcription by RNA polymerase II; cytokine production. The record is from RefSeq and is a predicted model, not a curated record. NCBI's taxonomy places the organism in Eukaryota, Metazoa, Chordata, Actinopteri, Cyprinodontiformes, Poeciliidae. The coding region runs from base 122 to 367 and encodes 81 amino acids.